This is a messenger RNA of Nematocida major, 366 nucleotides long. RefSeq lists its product as uncharacterized. The record is from RefSeq and is a predicted model, not a curated record. The transcript has a single exon. Bases 1 to 366 code for a protein of 121 amino acids. Lineage: Eukaryota; Fungi; Microsporidia.
AUGUUCAAUAGAAGAAGGGAAGCACUGGAAAACUACAACAUGGACAGAAUGUACGAGCAACAAGAAAUGAUGCAUUAUACUCCCAGCCACAUGCGGCCAUAUCACGAGGACGAAUCUGAGGAGCCUUUGGGCCCGGUAGUCUAUGAAGAGAAUGAUACCAUUCCCACCCACAAAAAGUUUAGUUUAAAGGGCAUAACCAAGUUUCUUAUGAAAAUAGUUGCAGUUAUAUUCGCAGGCGUAUUUUUGUAUUCCGCUUCUAGAUUUUUCAAGUUUGCCAGAGGCUGGCUGGUUGAGAAAUACAACCCAGACAAUGUAAUAAUAUUGGAGCAUAGGCGAAAUGCCUAUGAAAACUGGCCUAGAAAAUAG